This is a messenger RNA of Eriocheir sinensis (Chinese mitten crab), 5748 nucleotides long. RefSeq lists its product as uncharacterized. The record is from RefSeq and is a predicted model, not a curated record. Lineage: Eukaryota; Metazoa; Arthropoda; Malacostraca; Decapoda; Varunidae. Bases 2161 to 3207 code for a protein of 348 amino acids. The transcript has 3 exons.
CAUAAGAACAUAAGAACGCAGGAGUCUACAAGAGUCCGGUAGGCCUGUACGAGGCAGCUCCUUUGACCCUAAGCUCCCGUGUAUCUAACCCCACCUAAUAUCGCUGUCCAUGAAUUUAUCUAGUCUAUUUUUGAAUGUGACAAUUGUAUUGGCAGUCACCACAUGACUGCUAAGCCUAUUCCACUCAUCCACCACCCUGUUAGUAAACCAAUUUUUCCCUAUGUCCCUGUUGAAUCUGAAUUUACCCAGUUUAAACCCGUUACUUCGUGUCCUACCCGGUUCUCUUACCAACAAGACCUUAUGAAUGUCUCCCUUAUUAAAGCCCUUCAUCCAUUUAUAAACCUCGAUCAUGUCUCCACGCACCCUUCGUCUGAGUACGUGUGUGAGAAUAUCAAGAGAAGAGGAAGUAAAUAAAAUCUCUCUCUAUAUAUACACACACACACACACAGAUACACACAGACACACACAGACAGACACAGACAAACACAUACACAGAUACACAGACACACAGACACACAGAGAUACAGACACAGAUAAACACAGACACACACAGACACAUAGACAGAUACACACAGACACACACAUACACAGAGACAGACAGAUACACACAGACAGACAUAUAUACACAUACACAGAUAAACACAGACACACACAGACACACAGACACACACAGAUACACACAGACCGAGACAGAUACACACAAACAGAUGCACACACACACACACACACACACACACACACACACACAGAUAUACACAGACACAGACACAUAAACACAGACAGAGAUACACACAGACAGACAGACAGACAGACAGACAGACAGACACGGAGAGACAGACAGAGCUUGAAGAAAGGAGGGAGGUGGUUAGGGAAAUACGCGCAUUUAAAUAUUUAUACAGCAGGAAAAAGUGGAUGUAUUGUAUUUACGGACGGGUCUUUCCCUACUGGCGCCCAACACCACACGUUCCUCGGCGAGCUCUCAUACGUGGUGACGCAGGAAGAAGGAAAACCCCGAACCCGUGACUGUGUAUAGAUUCUCACAACGAAAAAAAUAGGUCGGAGGAAAAUAAGAAUCGGUAAAGUAAGAGGAAGAAGGAAUAUACUGAAAUCUUAACUGCGUAGAGAUUUUCACACACACACACGCAAAAAGACAAUGGAGGAAAAUAAGAAUCGGUGAAGUGAGAGGAAGAAGGAAUAUACUGAAAUCUUAACCGCGUAGAGAUUUACACACACACACAAAAAGAAAAAAAAGACAAUGGAGGAAAAUAAGAGUCGGUGAGAUAAGAGGAAGGAGAAAAACACCGAGACCGUAACUGCGUAUAGAUUUUCACCUCAAAAUAUAACUGAAGAAAACAACACAGGUAAAGAAAGAGGAAAAAGAGGAAAAGAAAGAGUCGGUGAAGUAAAAAAAAUACCCAGGAAGGAAGACACUGAACACAUUUAGGAAGAAGAAAGAAAACAAGAAAGAAGAAUAUCCCAAAAUACAUAAAUAACAAAGGAAGACACUGAACACAUUUAGAAAGAAGAAAGAAAACGAGAGAGAAGAGUAUCCCAAAAUACAUAAAUAACGAAGGAAGACACUGAACACUAAGCAAUAAGGUAAAAACAAAACAAAAAAACAAGAUAGAAAAAUACCCCAAAAAUAUACAAAUAGGAAAGGAAGACACUGACCAUAGUAGGAAAAAGAAAAAAAAACGUGAUAAAACAAAUAUAGAAAUCAGAAAGAAAUGCGCUGCUUUACAUAUUAUAGGAAGUAAGGGAAGCUAACGUUACCUAAUUAUUCUAGAUACAAGGGAUUCGAGCCAAUCAUAAAUUUUCCUUAUUUUUCCUUCACUUAUACCCGAAAGUAUAGUGUGAGCAAACCAUCCUCUCGCUGUGUUAGAAGGAAAGGGAAAGGAAAGCAGACAAGAAGGUAAAGUAACCAGAUAAAAAAAAAAAAAUGUAAGAAAUGAAACAGAUCAAUCCUCCUCCAUGUAAAAAUAGAAGAGAAAGAAAACUGAAGAGAAGAUAAGAAGAGAUAAAAGGGAAAACUUUGCAUAACUAAUCCCUCAGCCAAUCCAACCACCCGCCUGUUGCCGUAAAGGGGAAGGAAAGGAGUAAAAAAAAGGAAAGACGGACACUCGGAUAAAUGAGAAAACAAAUAGAACACAAUUGAAAACCAUGUUGAAAGUGUUGCCAAGGAAGAAGUUCUUUAAAGGUUCCUCCCGUUUGCUGUUGCCUGUGACCGCUGCUCUGCUGAUGGUGAUGAUGGCGACGUGGAGUUUGGAGACACGGAGGGAAGAAGAGACAGCCGGGGCCACAGGAGGAGGAGGCGGAGGACUGGAGGUGGUGGAGGGCCUGCCUGGAGAUGACGCCCGCGCCGUAGAUCUGCUGCAACGGCACUGGCUCCAGGCGCCCUCCGUGCUGCCCUACAACCUUAACGAGAGUCCCGCCUACCUGUCCGCUGCCAACGGGGACACCUGGACCUUCGUGCACCACUACGUGACUCGGCUCUUCGAAGGGCAGAGAGGCGGCUUCUUCGUGGAGGCGGGGGCGCUGGACGGCCAGAUGCUGUCCAACUCGCUGUGGCUGGAGCGGGAGCUGGGCUGGACGGGGCUGCUCGUCGAGCCUGACCCCGUGAGUUACUCGCGGCUCGUGACGAAGCACCGCAAGGCCUGGACCUCCAACACCUGCCUCUCCCACACGGGCGUCACCAAGGCCUCGGUGCACGUCUCCCUCACGCUGCCCGCGGGCUACCGGGCGCGGCCGUGGUACAUGAAGGGAUCCUCAUACGAAAUUGGAUUCUCGCUAAACAGCCCAAGUAUUAGUAAUUACGUCAAUGCUGCUGAUAAGUCUUAUUCGGUAGUCAGCUGCUUCCCUCUGGUCAGUUAUCUCCGAGCUCUUAACGUUAGUACGAUAGACUUCCUCUCCCUGGACACCCAAGGAAGCGAGAUGGAGAUCCUGAAGACCAUUCCUUGGGACGAGGUGAACGUGAGGGCGGUGGUGGUGGAGAUUAUCGGGUCAAGGACAGGAGCAAGGUUCGUGGGCUACAUGAAGAGUCUCGGGUUCACUCUGGUGGGCCAUUUCCUGGAUUAUAUCUUUGUGAAGGAAGGCGACCCGUCCCUGGACAAGCUGAGGUCAAAGGACGGGUGGGAACUCGUGAUCAUGAACCCGACGGAGGAAGAGCCGGAGGUCACGACGACUGGUAAAGGUCAGGGAGGUCAGUGAGUGCUCCGUUAAUGUUCCGUUUAAGUGCAUGAAUCGCGCUGGUGUUUGUUUCGUUGCAUGCCCUGUGUGUGUGUGUGUGUGUGUGUGUGUGUGUGUGUGUGUGUGUGCCCGAUAAACAACAGUAUCGUUUUGGAAACCCUCAGGAAUGUAACAGUGUCUGAUGCUUUUCGUUUGGCAUUUUCCAUUAUUUCCAUUGACUUUCAAAUAACAAACUCAGUCCCGAUGUGCAACGCUUUGGUCGUCUCGCCGUGACGGCACACCCAAGCCUUGACUGUGACUGGCAGCUUGCUUGUCACACCGAGUCUCUUCCUGUCCCUCCCUGACACGUCUCAUUCGGGGAAGUGAGGCAUUCCGGUUCAUAAACAUUCUUCCUUUGUGUUCUUGUUGUAUAUUAUCACAUUUCGGAUCUUAUAAUUUGCUCCACUGCAUAGUGAUGUGAAUAUUGUACACAUGUUUCUUGCAUUUUUGCAAAUCCCAUUAUGUAUUGCCUGGGGGAUGGGAUGGCGAAUCCAGGUAAAAAAGUAACGGAAAAAGCCAUAGGUAAAAAAGUUACAAGAAAAAAAAGUCACAGAAAAUAAAAGAAACAGGGCAAUGUUAGCACUUUUUUCGCUUUAUAUAUGAAUGGCAACUUUUCUAAAGCUCCAAAAAUUUUCAAACAAAUUUAUGACAUCCGUGUGCCUUUCGGUAAUACAACAAUUACUUCAGCGUACACCCUUCAUCCAAACAAGACUCGUGCCACCUACGAAGAACUCUUCCAGGCUAUAGUGAUGAGUGUGCAGACCUAAACUGUUGUAUUAAUGUGCAAACCGUGGCGACUGACUUUGAAGAUGAUGUAGCUACUGAGAGUUGUUCUUGCAGUGUUUGGCCGCGACGUAGAGGGCAAAGGUUGUUUCUAUCAUCUUACGCAGUCCACUUGACGUAAGAUCCAGGAACUGGGUUUGGAAACACAGUAUAAUACCAAUGCUGAGUUUCGUUUGUUUUGUGGCAUGAUUGAUGCUCUAGCUUUUUUGCCCCUAGAGGACAUUGAUGAAGGUAUACCUCAGAACUGUCAUUCCACAAGACCCACUUGAAGCCGAGGAGUUGCUCAUGUACUUUGAUUGUACUUAUGUUCAUGGCUACUUUCGAGUGCUGCAGCAGGCAGUUGCCAUAUCCAGUGAUGCCAUGAUGUCUCUGAGAAUGCGUCACAUUCCAUCUGUUUGCCCUUCACAUAUGGAAUGUGCAUGACGCCACCAUGAACAACAAUGCCCGUAACAACAACAUAUGCGAAGGGUGGAAUAGUAAAUUCUUCAACCUCGUUGGUCACUACCAUCCUUCAGUCUGGCGAAUGACUUAAAUGUUUUUUUGUUUGAUUGCCUAACUUUCUUUCCAAGCCAAAAUUGACUUUUUUUCCUGUGACUUUUUUCCUAAACAAAAUUGUGACUUUCUUUGUGACUUUUUAUCCUGUCACUUUAUUACCGGCCACCGGGAUGGCUUGCUCCUCCCUUCUCCUUUGUUCUGUGCUUUUGCAACAAUAAACCAUCACUCAGUCAAUCAAUGUAAGCCUGCACGAGUGAUAACGUCACAGCCGCGCAACUCUCCACCCAACACAAAACAACGCCAGACGACUCAACUGCUGUUCUAAUAUCCCUCAUUUAGACUCCGGCCGGGAUGGCGGUAAACAACGACUGAGGGCAGCAUGACCGCGGCAGCUCGGGGUCUCCGAAAACGUGAGUUCAGGGUGUCGCUCGUGCCAUAAUCACAAAUGUAUAAGGAUAGAGUGUGGACAGUUGAUGCAUUAUAUUAGCAUUUCAUUCAAUUCUAUAUCUGUCUGUACCUGUCAAUCUGUCUAUCUGUCUAUCUGUCAAUCUAUCUAUCUAUCUAUCUAUCGAUCGAUCUGUCAAUUUAUCUAUCUGUCUAUCUAUCUGUAAAUUUGUCAUCUACCUUUAAAACCAACUAUAUAUUUUCGAUCUAUUUGUGUGUGGCCUUCGGGUGGACGGGAUAUUUUUUGUCACGUACCUUUUUUUUUUUUUUUUUGCAUCGUUGUUCAUGUUUUCUUUAUGGUUGUUUUACGAUCGUGUGGACUGAGGAGGGAGUGUGGAAGGCGUCACGCAGAGGGAUGUCAGAGGGAGCGGUUGUGAUUCAUGAUAAGCGGGUUUUUUCUUCAAAUAUAGUGUGUGUGUGUGUGUGUGUGUGUGUGUGUGUGUGUGUGUGUGUGUGUGUGUGUGUGUGUGUGUGAAUAAUGCUUGAUAGCCAAAAGAAAAAUCUCGCUGUUUUUUCUACCAUGGAAUUUAUGAAUCAAAACCAUCGUAAAAGCCGGGAUCUAUUUAUUUUUUGUCGUCAAGUAACCAAUACAUCUUUAAUAAACAAUAUGCAUAAUGCUCACAUUUCUCUUUUAUUUCCCACAUUAAUUAACGUAAAGUGAGAUUCACAAGUCAAUUCAACCUUGAGUCUUAGAAGCAGGAGUCAACAUGGGUUCAGUACCUCUCUGUCUGGCGCCUAUCUAUCUUUUAGGCGCACGGCCCAGCCUUUACGAAGGAUAGGCCAGGGUUGCGGCACUGGGCA